This is a messenger RNA of Rubroshorea leprosula, 660 nucleotides long. The record is from the annotation of a GenBank genome assembly. NCBI's taxonomy places the organism in Eukaryota, Viridiplantae, Streptophyta, Magnoliopsida, Malvales, Dipterocarpaceae.
AUUUCAAUUUUGAAAUGAAUUUCCUCUCCACUCUCUCCUCUCAUCGACGGCGAUGAGGCCACUCAAACCUCUCCUUGAUAGCAAGUUUUUUGUGCGAGGAGGAUUUUGGUUUUGCUCGAAUUUUGGGGUUUCGUUUGCUUUAGGUAGUUUUCCUGCAGAUUCAUCAAGUCUUGGCGGCGAGAAGGGGAACAUACACAGAGGGAUGAUGAUGGCGGUGACCGAGUUUUUGGCCAUGGAAGAUUUCGAUCUGAUGGUGGAAGCGGUGGGGGUCGAGGAAAAAGAGUGAUGUGUAUCUUAGCUUACCAAUCAGUUUUGCUUUGGACUACGAGGCGGCAUGGCUAUCUUGCCCUGUCAACGAUGGGUGAGGAGGAAGGGGUUUGGUUGGCUUCAGGAGGAAUUGGGAAUUGUUUUGUCAAUGGUGGCUAAGGGGUGGCCGAUGGCGGCGACGACUCUUUUCUGGCAGGGGCUUGCGUUUCUCGGUGGGAUUGCUUGAAUCGGAUUUUUCGAUGAUUGGAUGGAAUUGAGAUUCUAAGGGGCUUAUACUUUCCAGAAAAAUCAAGAUUUACUCCAUUUGAAUUUAAAUUGAAUUUUUGUUACUUCUCAUGCCAGAUGGCAUCAAUAACUGGGUAGGAAAUUUUGGAAUUAAUAGUGCCAAAGAUU